AUGAGACUCCAAAAUACCGUCUACUUUCGGGACAAUUACGGCAGCAACAUUGAAAAGGGUGAUGCUGGCAAAGUCGUUGCAUUGCAAGAUUCGGAAGGACUGUAUUCUGUCAUAUUGACGAAGGAUCGUCAAGUCUAUAAAGUUCAUCCCAAAUGUAUUUCGAUACUUAAGCCAAUGGGGACAAGUGUAUUCAAGUCGUUUGAGCAGCCUUUUCGCGAGCUGAACGAAAGGAGUCCCACAGCUGUCAGAAAAUCUGUAAGAUCUAGCUCAUCACAGCUGAAGGUGGAGCGACGACCUGCACCAACAUUAACUUCCGAUACGACCCCAGCACCGAAAGAAUUGGGCUCACCAGAGCGCAUAUAUCCUCCUUUCGAAGCUAUACGAGCACCCACGGCUGAAUCGCGUCCAAGACGAAGCAUGGAAGAUAUCAGGGCUGAGAUAGUGAAAAGACGUCAAGAACAGAGAGAGAUGAUGAGACAAAAGUAUGGCUCUCAGGUUUCAACUACAAAGAAGGAAUCAGAAGAGCCGACUAUAUCAGACAUCAGGGCCAUCAAGCAUGGCCACAAAGAAGUUGCUAACCCAGGCCGUGAUGGAUCCAAACGCUGGCGAUACACUCAUAAGGGAGUUGAAUUCAUCACCGACGAAACCUCGAGGCACGAGAUCACCUCUUGGCGUGUCAGUGGUGAAGAAGAUGCCAUCAUUGGACUGGCCGAGAUUCAGCUGGCUGGCUCCAGGUGCCAUGUUGUUCUCAUUGUGGAUCAUAGUGGAUCUAUGCGAACCUCGGAUGUGCCUGGAUAUGAUACUCGAGCACAUGCGGUGUACGAAUGCUUGAAACGAGACUUCGUUGAAAAACAACUCAAGUCAGGAGCUCUCAAUGGUGUGAUCGUGACGCUGAUAUCGAUGAGCAAUACUGCCACUGUCCAGAUUCAUAAGAAAACACUCGACGACUCGUUGAUUCACGACUUGCAAAGACUAUCCAAACGACAACCAAAGUUGCAUGGAAACUACAUUUCAGCGCUAGAUAAGGCGCUGGAAAUAACGAAAGCUGAUACCGAAAACAUGUCGAGUCUUCUGUUCCUUUUCUUUUCGGAUGGGGCACCGAGUGAUCACCAAAUCAUGAAGUGUGCUCAUGGUAUUAAUGUCUUCAGCAAAAUAAACCAAAGAAAUGACCGCAAAAUGGAACACACAUCAAGAAAUCAAGCUUGGAAAUGCUUGCAUGAGAUCACGAACAGGGUGGAAACAGAAUGCUGCGAGCGGGUUAAAUCCAUUGGCCAAGUCUUUGGCCCAGACCAGGUGAUAUUCCGAACUCUGGCCUCACUAUCGACGCUUCGAACCGAAGGCGGGCAUCUAGCGUUGACACGUAGGCCCGACAAAGUGGUGGAUGCAAACCAAAAAAUAGAUCACACUACUUCGGAAAUAUUUGGAAGAGAUGGAUGUUGGAUGUACGCCGAUAUUGAUAUCAUUGGAAAAUAUGAAUUCAAGGCCAACGAUCCACCGUCGCGACAGCUACAGCGUGUCCACUGGAAAGAAGAUGCCAAUGGAAUUGCCUUCUUACAACAUCCCUUUGCAGAAGGAGAGGAACGAUUCGUCUAUCGAUGUGCGGAAAUUAAAACAUCCAAGAACGAUUACACGUCGGCAGCAUCCAGAGAUAAUACUGCAGAACGUCGUGGGUUGCGACUCGUUGCUAAGGAAGCAAAGGACUUGGAAAAACAUCAUCAAGGUCGAAAGUUUCAUCAAACCUUUGCUCGUAUUCAAACAGCUGUGGGAAAAGUGGCAACAUCUUUCACAAAGCGUUUACCUCACGCUAGACCAGAGUCGAACAUAAACUUUCUCGACACCAACAUCUACGGUUGCUAUGACAGAAGCUACCGACGAGGCCAGGCCUGGAUUCUAGUUGAACCAGAACUUGAUGGAAAGUUUACCAAGUGGAACGAUAACGCAGGAAAUAUCAAAACCCAUACCAGUAACCAAGGCACUGAGUUCUUAGAUGACUUUGAAGAAUCGGACGAGGAAGACGAAGAAACGGCCCCAAUCCAAGUUGAGAAUAUUCCACAAGCUUUCUCGCAUUUUUCGUAUGAACAUUCGAAAGGAAAGCAGCUGAUUUGUGAUUUACAGGGAGUAUGGAAUGCAGAUGAUGGCUUUGUGCUGACAGAUCCAGUCAUCCAUUAUGUCAGUUCAAAAGGUCGCAAGCAUAUCAAUGGGGCAACGGAUAAGGGUGAAGCAGGAAUGAAGAAAUUUUUCCAGACGCACGUUUGCAGUUCUCUUUGCAAGCGAAUGAGUCUUCCAGGGCGAACAUCAGAUACUCUGAUGCCAGCUAUGAGCGAGCUAAGUUAA
Molecule: messenger RNA, 2334 nt
Organism: Cylindrotheca closterium
Lineage: Eukaryota; Bacillariophyta; Bacillariophyceae; Bacillariales; Bacillariaceae
Source: the annotation of a GenBank genome assembly